This is a messenger RNA of Suricata suricatta (meerkat), 2689 nucleotides long. RefSeq names its product zinc finger protein 76 (gene ZNF76). The record is from RefSeq and is a predicted model, not a curated record. NCBI's taxonomy places the organism in Eukaryota, Metazoa, Chordata, Mammalia, Carnivora, Herpestidae. Gene Ontology annotation, cellular component: nucleus. The transcript has 14 exons. Bases 205 to 1917 code for a protein of 570 amino acids. Gene Ontology annotation, molecular function: RNA polymerase II cis-regulatory region sequence-specific DNA binding; DNA-binding transcription factor activity, RNA polymerase II-specific. Gene Ontology annotation, biological process: central nervous system development; regulation of transcription by RNA polymerase II.
UGCGCGCGGGCGGGCGGGCUAUGGCGCAGGCGGGUUGCGGGGCCGGCGCUGGUGGCAGGGCCCGGUGCAUGGCGGUCUGUCGGCGGAGUCGCCCUCGGGGGCUGUCAGAUUUGUGACCCAGAAGGAAAUCCCUGACCUCAGCUGUGGCUCUUGGUGCUGGCCAGAAGCCAACUUCAUGUCUGAGUAUACGAGUAGCAGUUUGCCAUGGAGAGCUUGGGGCUGCAGACGGUGACCCUCAGUGAUGGGACGACAGCCUACGUCCAGCAAGCUGUCAAAGGAGAGAAGCUGCUUGAAGGGCAGGUGAUCCAGCUCGAGGAUGGGACCACUGCAUACAUUCACCAAGUGACAGUGCAGAAAGAACCUCUUUCCUUUGAGGAUGGACAGCCUGUGCAGCUGGAAGAUGGCAGCAUGGCCUACAUACACCACACACCCAAAGAAGGCUGUGACCCCAGUGCCCUGGAGGCCGUCCAGCUGGAAGAUGGCUCUACUGCCUACAUCCACCACCCCGCGGCUGUGCCGUCAGACAGCGCCAUCCUGGCCGUGCAGACAGAGGUGGGCUUGGAGGACCUGGCCGCAGAAGAUGAUGAGGGCUUCAGCGCAGACACGGUGGUGGCCCUGGAGCAGUAUGCAAGCAAGGUUCUGCAUGAUAGCCAGGCUCCCCAUAACGGCAAAGGACAGCAGGUUGGGGACAGAGCAUUCCGCUGUGGCUACAAGGGCUGUGGGCGUCUCUACACUACUGCUCACCACUUAAAGGUGCAUGAAAGAGCUCACACGGGUGACCGUCCAUACAGGUGUGAUUUCCCCAGCUGCGGAAAGGCCUUUGCCACAGGAUAUGGGCUGAAGAGCCAUGUGCGCACCCACACUGGUGAGAAGCCAUAUAAGUGCCCAGAGGAGCUGUGCAGCAAGGCCUUCAAGACCUCAGGAGACCUACAGAAGCACGUCCGGACCCACACCGGUGAACGCCCGUUCCGGUGCCCCUUCGAGGGCUGUGGCCGCUCCUUCACCACAUCAAAUAUCCGCAAGGUACAUGUGCGCACCCACACAGGCGAACGGCCCUACACCUGCCCUGAGCCCCACUGCGGCCGCGGCUUCACCAGCGCCACCAACUACAAGAAUCACGUGCGCAUCCACACAGGGGAGAAGCCAUACGUUUGCACGGUACCAGGCUGCGGGAAGCGCUUCACCGAGUACUCGAGCCUGUAUAAGCACCACGUGGUGCACACACACUGCAAGCCGUACACCUGCAGCACCUGUGGCAAGACCUACCGGCAGACCUCCACCCUGGCCAUGCACAAGCGCAGCGCCCACGGCGAGCUGGAGGCCACGGAGGAGAGCGAGCAGGCCCUUUAUGAGCAACAGCAGCUGGAGGCCGCGUGUGCAGCUGAGGAGAGCCUGCCACCUAAACGACCCCGUAUUGCUUACCUUUCGGAGGUGAAAGAGGAGAGUGAUGACAUCCCAGCCCAAGUAGCCAUGGUGACCGAGGAGGACGGGGCCCCCCAGGUGGCUCUGAUCACUCAGGAUGGUGCCCAGCAGGUCAGCCUGUCCCCAGAAGACCUGCAGGCCCUGGGGAGCGCAAUCAGCAUGGUGGCCCAGCAGAGCAGCACCACCCUCACCAUACCCAGUGAGGACGAUGACAUUGCCACCUCUGGCACACAUACAGUCACCAUGGUCAGCGCUGAUGGCACGCAGACGCAGCCCGUUACAAUCAUUACCUCUGGGACGGUGGUGGCCGAAGACUCCAGUGUAGCAUCCCUUCGUCACCAACAGGUGGCACUGUUGGCCACAGCUAAUGGAACGCACAUUGCAGUGCAGCUAGAGGAGCAACAGACCUUAGAGGAGGCCAUCAGCGUGGCUACCGCUGCCAUGCAGCAAGGGGCCGUGACCCUGGAGGCUACAGAGUCCGAGAACGGCUGCUGAGUCCUAGGGGGUUGGGUCCCACACCGUGUUGAAGGAGGCACCAUGCCACACAGGCAUCAUUGCUUCCAAGGGCCCAGGCUGUGCUGACAGACAGAAGGUGGCCACAUAGGUCUCCAGGGUGAGAAGGAGACAGGAAAACAGCCUCACUGAAGGAUCCGGGGCCCCUGCCCAAGAGGAGAACCGGACAGCUGGAAUCAGGGGUGUGUGUCAUCCUCAGGAACUAAAGAGGACGAGCUGAUCACCAGGCUGCACUGGGGCAUCCUCCCCUCAGAAUUAGCUGGGUGCCACUCUCCUUCCUCCAGAGAACACCCUUCCUACCCUCAGUCCAUUCCCCUUCUCAGGUGGCAAUCGGGACUGCUGUCGGGACUGGUCCUCUAUUCUGACGGGUCACCGUCCACCAGAGGAAGGGGCAGACAGCUCUUCAGCCCAGUAGGGGCAGAGCAGGCCCAGCCCUGCUCCUCCCAGCAAUAACCACCUCCCUAGAGGCCUGCCAGGAUGCCUGGCCACUUGGCAGCAGGAACUUCCUGCCACCAUAGUCAGAAUUGCUCAGGGGCCUGUGGCUGGAGAAUAGGUGCCCAGCCCCACCCGCCCCCAGCCGCCCCCUGUCCUCUCUGUGGCAGAGAGGCAGGAAGUGUCCAUGUACAUACUGGGGAUUGGGUUUCAUUUGGUUUGGUUUGGUUUUUUAAAAUUCCAUUUUGAUAUUUUUUUUUCCUGCUCUGGUUGGUGGUGGCAAAUGGGUGAAUGAGUAUUUAAUAAAAGUUCCAAGUUUCCA